Molecule: messenger RNA, 4645 nt
Organism: Drosophila willistoni
Lineage: Eukaryota; Metazoa; Arthropoda; Insecta; Diptera; Drosophilidae
Product: putative mediator of RNA polymerase II transcription subunit 26
Exons: 5
Cellular component (GO): membrane
Molecular function (GO): protein binding
Source: RefSeq, a predicted model, not a curated record
ACGGAAAACUGUUGAAAAAUAAUUAAGAAUAGAGUGACUUAAAUCAUUUAGCAUAGUGAACUGAAUUGUGCAAUUCGAACAAGUGAAGAUAAACAAGUGCAAAAUGUAUUUUUUGGCAUUGCUGGCGUUCAUUGGAAAUGCCAAAGAUGGAAAUGCUGUCAGCUCUAGCCUUAUACCCGGCGGACAUUGCCGGGAUUACAAUGGCAAGCUUUACGAGACGGGCAUGCAUUAUAUGCCCGGACCGGAUUCGUGUCGUUUGUGCAUCUGUGACAGCGGUUUGCCCAAGGCAUGCAAAAUGGUGCUUUGUGAGGCAUUUAGCAAAUGCAAAUCCUUUCAAACUGUGGGCAGUGGCAACAAUUGCUGUGAGGUGAUCUGCUUAGAUGAUCAAUUCAGCGAUGGGAGUACAGAUUUUGGCAUUUGACUGGUGGCCAGUGGCAUAACAGCCACAUUGUCGCUCUCUCUGCUCUUCUUUCUGGUCAAUCGUUUAAGGCAACGCAAGAUGAGGGCCAGGGAGAAUCGCCAAAAUGCCGAAGAUCAACGCAGCAUUGUGGGAAGCAUUGGUUACAUUGCCGGCAAUAUGGGCUAUAUGGAGGGCAAUCUGAGUGCCAUAGAUUAUUCGUAUGGCGGAGCAGCCACCCAUUAUCCUUUGUGGAAACCGCAUUUUCCCCGUGGCGAAGCCCCACCACCGUAUGAAGAGGCUGUUGCCAUAUCCCAGGCCGAGGCAUUGAGUGCCCAGUGUACCGUAAGCAUACCUGCGGGCAGUUCCCAACGAGGCAUAGUUAUGGCCACCCAACAACAGGUUCAACAGCAUCAGCAGACAGUGCAGCUACAACAGGUCCAGGCCCAUCAGCAACAUCUGCAGCAGCACCAGCACACAUUGCAGUUGCAUACCCAACCGCAGCAACAUCAUCCACCUUACACCCAGCAAUUGGUUCCGGUUGCGCAGCAUCCCCAACCGCAAGCACAAUCCCAUCAACUGCAACACCAUCAUGCUCAGUUGGCUGCCGCUGCGGCAGUGGCUGCUGGUUCUGCGGCUCAACCGGCCACAGCAACUGCUGUCUCGGUGUUGCCACAGACAAAUCAGUAUACCCAAAGUACCACAAAUUUAAUUAACAUCAAUAUAAAUAGUGGUGGAGUGACAACCAUUGCCACGGGAGAGAAUCAUCAGCCACCGUAUAGUUUACAGAGCGACGAGCCUUCUCAAUCGUCACUUUGCCUGCAGACAUUGCCCAAGCCACAGCCACAGGCAACACAACUUCCCUCGGCCGAGUGUAGCUAUAAGAAUUGCCAUUUAAAUAUCAGUGCAAGUGUCACGGCAGGAUCGGCACAUAUGGCACACACUGGUCGAAGGACAACUGCGACAGCAACAUCCACGCCUCGUGGCUCACAGGAGCUACUUAAUCAAUUUCCCCAGCAGCAUCAACAGCAACAACAACAACAACAACAGCAAUAUCUUACUGUUGCCGAUGUGGAAAUCAAUGCUAGUUCAAGUGCGGCAAGUUUUCAUACUCUACCAGUGUCGUCGGGAGAGCUAAUUGCCACACCCACUCACACACAAAACCAACUGCUUCAACAACAACAACAACAACACCUGCAGCAACAGCAGCAUCAACAACAGCAACAGCAGCAGCAGCAGCAGCAAAUAAUGCCCGCCAUAGAAAUAUUACAACCAUUGGAAAUUGCAACAAUAACAUCGCCAACGCCCACGUCUAUGACGGAUUCAGUUACUCAGACCCGACAACAGCAACAACAGCAGCAGACACAGCAACAACAACAACAACAACAAUUGGCUACGGGUUCCAAGACGCCUUCAAGUUCGCGACGUUAUCAUCGCACGAUCCCACGUUACUUUGCCUUGGCCGAUCCCCUGCAAGUGCAAUUGAAACCCAAGUCCAAUAGCUCCAAUGCCAGUUCCAGCACGGAUGUGGCCAAGAUGAACAAUGGCACAGCAACGACAAGCAAAAAACCCAUGUGCCAAUGCCCGAUUCAACAUGUGCCCAUGUCAUAUAUGGGCAGUAAUGUCCAUGCCAAUGCCAAUGCCAAUGCCUUUAAAUUGUUCACCUCCUCCGCCUCCUCCACCUCGAGUCCCACAUGUUCAUUGUCGCCGGCUGGUGGGGUGCGACACGCUGCCACCUUGGCGUACGGUCAGCGAGCCAAAUCGUCAACGAAUCUGCAACUGCAGCAGGAACUCAUUCCGGUCAGUGGGGCCACAUUGAAGCGUCUCAGUUGUGCGCAUGAGUCCAUGAAAAUUGCUACCAUUUCGAAACAGGUGGGCGAUGAUCAUCACACCCAUGCGUCAUCGGUCAGUUCGGUAUCGAGUGGUGGUGUCAAUGUGUCGGCAAUUAUUCCACCGCCCCCACUGCAGCAUGCCGAAGAGGUGUCGGCGCCACCCAUUGUCUUGGGACGUGUCCAGAAGCGUUCGUCGUCGAGUUCGACCACAGAUCGGGGACGCAGCAGCAGCGGCGGACGCAGUGCAUUGUCGUCGGGGGUAGGGGGCAAUAAUACUGGAGCCGAUAGUCUCUCCACUGCCUAUUUGAAUCGAAAGGUUGAUGCCUACUUGAGUUUGACACAGAAACAACAGCAACAUUUCUAUAACCAGCAGCAGCAACAGCAACAAAAGCAACAUCAGCAGCAGCAACAGCAACAACAGCAACAAAUCGAUCAAAGCAAUCCAACUUUACCACCGAAACUCUACAAAAGCCUAACGAAUUUAAAAUCAGCCACUGGACCAAGCACUAGCAACAACAGUUCAGUGUCCACAAUCUAUACGUUAAGCAAACCAUCAUCCUCAAUGUCGUUGGCAUCAUCGUCGACAACAGGAGCAGCAGCAACAACAACAACAACAACGAGUGGUACCGGUCAACGUAAGGAGCAACCGACACCAACAUUAACACUGCCACCAACAAGUCCUGCAGCUGCCUCAGAGAAAAUAACAAGUGGCAAAAUCAAUUCAAGCACGUUCUAUCCAUUGGCCAAUCAUGUUACCUAUACCCUGCCCAAGCACAUCAGUGGCAAGGUAUCGCUAAACAGCACCAUCAACAGUGUGGUCAGUAAAGUGCCCUCAGUCAUUAGCAUACCACCCAUGGAGAAUAACAAUGGUCAGGGCGGAGGAGCUGCAACCACCAGCAGCAGCCUUAGUAAGAGCACAACACUGCCAAAGAUAUUGAGAGUGAAGCGUGAUCCAACGCCAGCAAAUCCAUCAUCGAAUAAUAGCAAUGAGAAGUCUGGUUUGGCCAUUGCCCACUGCCAGAUGCCAAGCUAUCCACUGAGUACCCUGAAAACAGCAACUACAAGUGCUGCUGCUUCUGGCAAUGGUCGUUCGCCUUCGAAGCAACUGCCAGUGUGCACCACAUCGAAGAAUUGCCUUAAUCCCAAGGAGCAUUUCUUGCCCAACGACACCAGUCUGGAUGAUGAUUACCUCAGCGAAUGCGAGAAUUGCAAAAUUGCCCAGAGUGCCAAGUAUUAUCUGGAUGCCGAGCUAAGCGGUGGGACUGGCGCCAAUUCGUCCUCGCCCCAUGAGACAAUGACACUGCAACGCAAAUCACUGGAGGAGACCAAGGAGGAGCCUCAUGAUAGCUACUAUCGUAGCUCCCAUACGCUGCCCAGUAAUGCCAAGAAGCAUGGACCGAAUAAGAAUAACAAUCGUGAAGCCUGGCAAUUCUCAACAAUUCCUGCAGCCAGCUCUUCGGAUGAGGAUGUUAACGAAUGAGAUUUAAGCCAUUUUCUUUAAGAUGCCCACCUCCCCCGCCCCCCUCCAACACAGAGCCGGGAAACGGAACGGAACACAUUCCAAACACCAAAAAAAAAAAACAGAGCAUCCUAAAGAAAAUGUAGGCUUUUGAAAAUAUUAGAAUCGCAAUGAAACUGUAAAAAUCCAAUGAGAAUCUAAUUAAGAAAACAAAAACUAAUUGAUAAAUUAUCGAAAAUUUCGUAUAAACUAUAAAUUCUAUGAAUAUGUAAAUGUAAGUAGGAGAAUAUAUAAUAAUUAUUAUUAUUUGAUGGCAUGUAAAUUUUCGCGUGUUUAUUAUGCACAUGUAUAUUUGUUUGUAUGUAUGUAAUUGUAAUUGUAAUUCAACGAGAAAGAGGAGAAAGUGAUCAAUGUACCAUAUAAUAUAUAUAGAUAUACAGAGAUAUCUGUAAUUAUUUACUACUAAUAUGUCUUUUGCCAAACACACAAAAACCAAACCUUAACUGUCAAUAAUUGUAUAUUAUAUAACUGUCUAUAUGUAAUAUGAAUAUUUGCUAGGCUCACACAAUUAGUUAGCAUGUCAACCACAAGGUGACGACAUGCUUAUGACACAAUCCUCUGCUCCAACCAUAAAUAUAAUAUGGCACUAGAAUAAAGAAUAUAUUUAUAUUUACCAGAUACAUAUAGAAGUCACACAUGAAAUUCUUUAAAUGUAAAUUUGUAUUUCUUCCCCCCUCCCUUCCUUCUCACACGAGAGAAAUCAGCUUAGCUAUAAGAAAUGAUAAAUGGAUGUAAGGAUAUAUGUGUUAUUAGAUGGUUUCCUGAUUGAAGAUCCUUCGCUAAAAUUCUCCCCUAGCGAAAUUGAAUGCAAUCCAAAAACUAGUUACAGUAACUAAACCAAAUAUCUCAUUGUAUAUGUAGUUUGAAACAAAAAAAAACACAAAACAAAAUAAUUAA